CUCCGCCCGCUUUCCUUCUCAUCUCUAGCCUGCGCCGCCGCAUCCACCGCACCCCCAAAACCCUAGCGCUCGCUCCGCCCCACCACCAUGGCCGGAGCGCAGGAGUCCCUCGUGUACGCCGGCGUGAUGCGCGGCCACAACGACGUGGUCACGGCCAUCGCGACGCCCAUCGACAACUCGCCCUUCAUCGUCUCCUCCUCCCGCGACAAGUCGCUGCUCGUCUGGGAUCUCACCAACCCCAUCCAGGCCACCCAGGACUCCAGCUCCGAGUACGGCGUCCCCUUCCGCCGCCUCACCGGCCACGGCCACUUCGUCCAGGACGUCGUCCUCAGCUCCGACGGCCAGUUCGCGCUCUCCGGAUCCUGGGACGGCGAGCUCCGCCUCUGGGACCUCUCCACCGGGGUCACCACCCGCCGCUUCGUCGGCCACGAGAAGGACGUCCUCUCCGUCGCCUUCUCCAUUGACAACCGACAGAUCGUCUCGGCGUCCCGCGACCGCACCAUCAAGCUCUGGAACACCCUCGGUGAGUGCAAGUACACCAUCGGCGGUGACCUCGGAGGCGGCGAGGGCCACACUGGCUGGGUGUCCUGCGUCCGUUUCUCACCCAACAACUUCGCCCCGACCAUCGUCUCGGGCUCAUGGGACCGCUCCGUCAAGGUCUGGAACCUCACCAACUGCAAGCUCCGCUGCACUCUUGAUGGUCAUGGUGGCUAUGUUAGCGCCGUCGCAGUCAGCCCAGACGGUUCGCUCUGCGCGUCUGGUGGCAAGGAUGGCGUCACCUUGCUGUGGGAUUUGACCGAGGGCAAGAGACUCUACUCGCUGGAUGCGGGAUCCAUUAUCAACUCACUUUGCUUCUCGCCCAACCGCUACUGGCUCUGCGCGGCGACACAGGAUUCCAUCAAGAUCUGGGAUCUUGAGUCAAAGCACAUCGUGCAGGACCUUAGGCCCGAGGUCCCUGUCUCCACGAAGCAGAUGCUCUACUGCACUUGCUUGAGCUGGAGCGCGGAUGGCAGCACUCUCUAUGCUGGUUACACCGAUGGAACUAUCCGCAUCUACAAGAUCUCGGGGUUCAGCUACUCUAGCUAGAUUAUGUAUCUUGUUUUAGUGGCCUCUGUUCUGGUAAAACGGCUGUGGUAUCUUCUUUUUUUGACUGUCUUGAGGCGUAAUAUCUGCCUUGGUACUUCUGCUUAAUUUACUAUCUGUGUCUUAGCCGCAGUCAUGAUCUCAUGGAUAAUGCAUCGUUUGUUGGUUUUGGCUGUUCAAUAUAUUGUCUCGUGAAUCA
This is a messenger RNA of Triticum urartu, 1282 nucleotides long. RefSeq names its product small ribosomal subunit protein RACK1z. Gene Ontology annotation, molecular function: protein binding; ribosome binding; translation regulator activity. The record is from RefSeq and is a predicted model, not a curated record. NCBI's taxonomy places the organism in Eukaryota, Viridiplantae, Streptophyta, Magnoliopsida, Poales, Poaceae.